This is a messenger RNA of Racocetra fulgida, 1000 nucleotides long. NCBI's taxonomy places the organism in Eukaryota, Fungi, Glomeromycota, Glomeromycetes, Diversisporales, Gigasporaceae. The record is from the annotation of a GenBank genome assembly.
CAAUGCCAUUGGUGCAUAUGGUGGCUCUUACUGUAUCUAUCGAGCAUUGGCAGUUGCUAUGGAUGCACUUGAUCCCGCACAUCGCCCUGAUUUUCAAAAUACAGAACCAACAAUCGCGAUAGGUCCUCAUCCCCAAUGGGGAAUGCCCGACAAAAUUGUCUCAUUUGACCCUUUUGGCCAUCUUACUACUUCCUUGUUUAGUAGUCAAAUUGCACAGGGACUAGAUAUUCGUCCUACAAUUGCAAUAACAAAAGCACACAUGAAAGUACCUGAAAUUGAAAACCUUGUAAAGGAAGGAAAGUUAAAAGUUGACGGAAAUAUUGUGCUAAAUGUUACUGGUGAAUUGAAUGUUGUGAAAGCUGCUGUUGAGCCCGUUUGGUAUCUACCUGGUGUCGCAUCAAGAUUUGGUAUCGAUGAAGGAGCUUUACGUCGUGCACUUUUUGAAGAUACUGGUGGCAUGUAUCCAGAAUUGAUCACUCGUCCGGACCUUAAAGUCUUUUUGCCUCCCAUAGGUGGACUAUCUGUGUAUAUAUUUGGUAACCCUGCUUUCGUUAGCGAUCCAUCAAAGAAGUUAACGGUACGAGUUCACGAUGAAUGUAAUGGCUCUGACGUGUUUGGAUCGGACAUUUGUACAUGUAGACCAUAUUUGAUAUAUGGUAUGGAAGAAAGUGUUAAAGAAGCUCAGAACGGUGGUGCCGAGGGUCGUGCACUUGGUGAAGUAAUCAAAUAUCUUGUAUAUAAUGCGCGUAAACGUUCAACUGGUGGUGAUACAGCAGAUAAUUACUUUAUACGUACUGAAAAUGUUGCUGGUGUUAAAGAUAUGCGAUUUCAAGCUUUAAUGCCGGAUGUUCUACAUUGGCUUGGCAUUACAAAGAUUGACAGAAUGAUGUCAAUGUCUAACAUGAAAUAUGAUGCCAUCGUUGGAUCUGGAAUACCUAUUCUUGAACGUGUACCAAUUCCAGAUGAAUUGAUUCCAGUUGAUUCUCGGUUUGUAUCAUAA